CUCGCCUGCGCGCGUUUAAAUGACGUCAUCACGACAGCGUCCGCCCUGCCCUUGAAGCGACCACAAGACUGGCAAGAUGGUUGCAUACUGGAGACAAGCGGGACUCAGCUACAUCCGCUUCUCGGCUAUCUGCGCCAGCGCGGUGCGGGCCGCCCUCAAGCCGCAGGUGAAAAGUGAAGCGAUGAAGGCGGCCGAAGCCAGCGUCAAAAUAGUCAAGCCCAAAACUGUCUGAUGUGAUCCCGUGACGUAGACCUCUUCUUCCUGCAACUGUCUGGGGGGAGAAGGACCAAGUGAUGGUCAGAAGAGAUGGGAUAACUACAGAAUGGCAAUUAUCUCCCUGUUAUUUGUAAUUAAAGUUAUAUUUAAGCGGA
Phycodurus eques (leafy seadragon) is the source of this 371-nucleotide messenger RNA. It is a transcript of the gene atp5f1e, whose product is annotated as ATP synthase F1 subunit epsilon. Lineage: Eukaryota; Metazoa; Chordata; Actinopteri; Syngnathiformes; Syngnathidae. The transcript is spliced from 3 exons. Gene Ontology annotation, molecular function: proton-transporting ATP synthase activity, rotational mechanism. Bases 77 to 232 code for a protein of 51 amino acids. Gene Ontology annotation, biological process: proton motive force-driven mitochondrial ATP synthesis. Gene Ontology annotation, cellular component: mitochondrial inner membrane. The record is from RefSeq and is a predicted model, not a curated record.